AUGGAUGGAGAAAAAUUAAAAGAAGUAUGUAUUUUAUUAAAUAGUAAGAAUGAGAAGAAAAUACAACGUGGUAUAAAGAAAUUAUAUCGAUUAAUAAAAAAGAAUGAUUUUAAGAACACAUAUAAUAUUGAUAAGAAUAUAUAUGAUGUAGAUAUUAUAAUUGAGAAUAAUUAUUUGGAUAUAGUAAUAUAUUGUUUAUCAUUAAAUGUAGAAAAAACGAAAUCAUCAAAAUUUGGUUAUAAUAUUAAUUUAAAUUUUAUAGAAAUUAUAUUUUAUACAUUAAAUUGGAUGUUAUUUCAUAAAUUUAAAGAUUGUUGUUUUUUUCAUAUUGAUAAUGAAGAAAAUAAAAAAGAUCUUGAAAUAAAAGAAAAAGAAAAGAACUUUAAAAAAAAUAUAUCAUUUAUAAAUUUAGGAAAUUUUUUUUAUGAUAAUAUUCAUUUUAUUGAAUUAAUAAUUUUAAAUAAUUUUCAUUAUAAUCGAGUUUAUAUAUUAAGCACCAUUUUUUAUUUUUUAUUAUAUCAUGAGAGAUUUCGUUUUCUUUUUUUUUCUUCUACAUCUUUAUUAGUAAAUUUGAUUAAGCUAAAAAAAAAUGUUGAAAAUAUUUCUGACUUGUUCAGGAAAAAUAAAUUGAAUGAAAAUGUUCAGGAGGAAAAAGACAAAAAAGAAGAAACCCUUCAAAAUAAUGAAAAUAAUGAAAGAAUAAUUUUUAUAAGAAAUACAUAUGAAGAGGAAUUAAUUUAUUUAUAUAAAUUUUUAGUUAUUCAGAAUGGAAUAAAGGGAUUAAAAAAUAAUUUUAUAGAUCAAAUUAAAAAUGAGAAGAAUAACUACGGUUUGAUAAGCGAAUUUAUGUUAUUAAAAAAAAAUGGAAAGUUGAAGGUUUAUAAGGAGAAAGCUAUAAGUGAGAAGGAUAAAUAUAAAAAUAAUUACAUGAUAAAUAAUAAAUUGGAUAUUAAAGAAAAUAUAUCAAAUAAUAAUAAUAAUAUGUAUGGUAAUGAUAAUGAUAAUAAUAGUGAUAAUUAUAUUUAUUUUGAGAUAGUAAGGGGAUCCAUUUUAAUAUAUUCCAUUUAUCGUUAUAUUUUUAGCUCAAAGAAUGACGAUUUAUAUAAAUAUUUUAAUUCUAUAUGUGAUGAAUUAUAUAAUAUUUUUAUUAAUACAAGUGUGUGUUGUAAAUAUUAUAUUUUAUUAUGUUUAUAUGAAAUAUUAAAGAAAAGUGAGAAUUAUAAAUAUAUGGAUUUAUUUAUAUUAUUUAUAAAAUUGUUAAGUAUAUUUUUAAAUAAAGUACAACAAUAUGUAGACACUCAUUUUCUUUUCCUUAUGAAUAAUUUAUUAUUAUUACAAAGAAAUAAAUUUUAUUCGAUAUAUCAAAACGGAGUAUUUAAUUAUAAACAUAUAAUUCUUUUAAAAUGUUCUAUAGGGGAGAAUAAAAAUAUGAAUAAAUUAAAAAGUGAAAAAGAAUGCCAGAAAAACCAAAAAAAAAAAAAAAAAAAUUACUACUUUAUAAUAAAAAAUAAAAAUACAGAGAGAUCAUUAUUAUAUGAUGUUGAAAGUACUUAUGAUGAUAUUUUAAAUAGUAUUGAUCAAAUAGAAAAUAAAAAAUAUAUAGAAACAAAAUAUGGAUUAUUAAUAAAAGUAAAUAAGGGAGAUAUAUAUUAUGUGUCUCUUUUGUUUUAUAUUCUACAGGUUUACAUAGAUAUAUGUUUGAGUGAAAAAAAGCAAUUUAUAUUAAAUAGUUAUAUGGAUGAUAAUAUUAAUAAUAAUGAUAAUAUUACACAUAAUAAUAAUAAUAAUAUUAAUCAUAAUAGAAAUAAAAAGGAUAGUAAUUUUAUGGAUACAAAAAAUAGUAACAAUAUAAAUAAGAUGAAUAAAUCUAUUGUAGGUAAAUCAUUAAAUCAUAAAUUAAAUGAUAAUUUUUUUAAUUUUUUAACAGAUUUAAAUAUUAAAUAUUUUAUGAAUCAUUUUAUUAUUAUUAAAACAUUAGGAACUUAUCAACAUCUUAUUAACAUGUAUUAUAUGAAUAAUAAAAAGCUAUCAUUUAGUUAUGAUAAAACGUUGUAUAUAUUUUUUUUCUUAAAUUUAUAUAUUCAACUUAAUAAAAUAUUUUUCAUAUGCAAAGACAAUAAAAUAUAUGAUAAUAAAAAGAAUCAAAAGAAAACUAAAAAGAAAAGUGUAGAAUGUGUAAGUGAUGGUGGUAUAGAUUGGUCUGAUUUUUCUUUAUAUGAAGAUAAAAAUUUUGAGUUAAAUAAUGAGAUGACACAAAAAAUGGAUAAUAUUGGAUGUAUUAAAAAGGAUGACAAGGAAAGGAAAAGAAAAUAUAUGGAUAGCCAACAUAUUGAGAAUAUUAAAAACAAUUCUUGUGAUGAUAAUUCUUUACCGGAUGAUUAUAAAAAUUUUAAUAAACGUUUUAAAGUAAAAAAAAGUGAUGAUUCUUCAGAUAUAUAUAUAAACAAUAAUAAGAUAUUACAACGUGUGUAUCAUUCGAUGAAGAAUAGUGACAUGUGUGAUAUAUAUUAUAAUAAAGAGAGUAUUUUAUUAGAAUAUAAAUAUAUAUAUAAAAAGAUAAAUGUAGAAACAAUGAGAAAUACGAAAUUUUUAGAUAUAAUAAAAGAAUUAAUUUAUAAUAAAAUAAUAUUAGAAAUGUAUAAGUUGAAAGAAAAACGUGCUGAUUAUAAUAAAGAAAUAAUAUGUGAUGAGAACCUUCUAAUGCACUCCAUAGGAUACAACAAUAAUAAUAACAACAAUAAUAAUAAUAAUAAUAAUAUUAACAAUUUUUAUAAUUUAAAUUAUGAUCACCAUAUUGAUAAUUCAGAACAUGAAAUAAAUUAUUUGAAUAAGAUAAAUGAAGUUAUAUAUUUUUUCAUACCUUUGAAUAUAACAGAUUUUUUAUUAAAGAAAAUGAUCAAGAGAGAUAAAAAUAAUUUAUGUAAUUAUUUUAUUAUUUCAUAUCUUUAUUAUAUAUUAGAAGUAUUUAAAUGUAUAUGUAAAUUUGUGUUGUUUGUAGAUAUGUUUAUAGCAGUUCCAGAUGGAAUAAAUAAAAAGAUAUUAUUGAAGAGUAUCAAAUUUGAUAUAAAAAAUAAUUUUUAUAAUAUAAUUUAUAAGUAUUACAUUUUUGAUAUAUCUUAUAUAAAUAUGUAUAUAUCUAAAGAUAAUAUGAAUGAUAUGUGUUUAAAUAAAAAAAGCAGUGUAUAUGAAGAUAAUAACUAUAAGGAUAUACCUAACAAGAUGAUGAAAAAGGAUGAUAGUGUUAAUAAUUUAUAUUGUGAUAAUAUUAAUGAUGAUGAUUAUAUAUUAAAUAUUAAUAUGAAUGAUGAUAUAAUAAAUUACAGUAUACAUAAGAGUAAAGAAGACAACGAGGUUUUAAAUAGUUUACAUUUUUUUUUAAAUGAUAUGAUAGUUGAUAAGAAUAAUAUAUUUAUUUUACAUUUUAUUGUUUUAACAAAUUUUAUAAAUUUAUUUAAAGAAUGUGAUGUGAAAAAGAAAUUAUUAUAUGAAUUAUAUAAUAAAAAGAAGAUUAUCGAGAUUAAUAAUUUUAAUAUUUUCUAUAAUAUAAAUGAAAAUGUAUAUAAAAUAUUUUUGAAUAGUUUUAUAGACAAAUAUUAUGUAACAGUUGAAAAUUAUAAUUUCUUCGAUAAUCUUUUUUAUCUUUUUAUAUAUUAUAAGAGAAAUAUAAUUAUAUAUAAUGAAAUAAGUGAUAAAGAAAAGAGUAUGGAAAAAUUUUUGGAGAAUGAAAAAUAUUAUAAGAAUAUAGAAUUAUUAAUAUAUAGAUUUUUAAGUAAAACAGAUUUUUUUGAUUCAUCAUCAUUAGAUGAAUUAAUAUUAUUUUUUUAUCUUUUAAGAAAUAUAAAUAAUUUCAGAAAUUUUGUUUUUGUCUUGUCUUUAUUUUGUAGAUUCUUUUAUUUAUAUAAAACAAAAUUAAAAUAUGUAGAUAUGUUUAAUAAUAUAUCAUGGGGAAAAAAAAUAAAACAGAGAAAAAAAAAAGGCAUUCGAUAUUCAAAAAUGUUAUAUUAUCAAGAUGGUUCUAUCUUUUUUAAGAUGCUGAUUUGUUUUUUCUGUGCAUACAAUUAUGAUGGAUUUUUAAGUGGGGUUCCAAUAUUGAAGAUAAUGAAGGAAGAAAAAGAAGACACUCACAUUAAAAAAAAAAAUAAGUCUACUAAUAUGAAAAAUGUAGAAAAUGUAGAAAGUGGUGAAAAUGUUAAAAAUAUUGAAAAUAUUGAAAAUAUUGAAUAUAUUCAAAAUAAUAAGAAACAUAUUAAUUUACCUCACGAUCUUCAUAGUAGUAAUAUUUGGUUCUACCAAAUUUAUGAUGUUAUAUAUGUUUAUUCAUACUACUUGAAUUAUAUAAAAUAUGUUUUAUUAUAUAAUCCAUAUAUAUAUAUGAACAUAAAAAAUAAAUUAAAAAAAAAAAAAAGUCUAGAAGAUCUGUUCUUCAUGUUCACAAAAAAAAAAGACAUCUCCUUUUAUCAACAGAAUAAGGAGCAUAUAUAUCUAUGUAGUGGUAAUAAUAAUAUAAAUGAUAAUAAUUUAAAUAAUCAUGAGGAGCAAAAAAAUAAAGAUAAUACAAAGAACAAUAUUUAUAUUACAUCAUAUGAAGAAGGAAAUAAAAUAAUAGAUAUAUGUUUUAAUAAUUUUAGAUUGUUUCAAGAAAGUAUAAAAAUAUUUUUAAAAGAAAUAAAAAAUUUAAAAAAAAAAAAAAAAAAAAAAGUAAACAUAAAUAUAACAGAUCAUAGUUCUAAUUAUAAAAUGGAUAUAGAAGAAAUAUAUAAAAAUAACCAAAGACAAACAUUUUGUUUUAAUUUUUUUUUUUUAAAAAGUGAUAAUAAUUUUGAAAAAAUUGAAAAUGAAAAAAAUUUUAAAAAUGAAUAUGGUAUUAUACAUAUAUUAAAUAAUUGUAAGAAUAUAUUAAAUGCAUAUAUAAUUAAAAAUAAUGAUGAAUUUGAUUUAAAUGAAGAACUUGUAUGUUGGAAUGCUGAUUUAAUAUAUCAUCAUAUGUGUAAUAUUUCUUCUGUUUUAUUAAAUUAUUUUUUUAUUCUAUAUACAUAUAUACAAAGUGUAGGAAAUAAAAAGGAAGAAGAAGAUAAUAUAAACAUUGAUUUUAAUAUAUUUAUCUAUUUAAUAAGAAAAAUAAAUGAUGUUUUAAAAUUUUAUAUGUAUUCAAAAUAUAUAAGUAAAAAAUAUUAUAAUAUAAAAAAGGAAAAUCCCUUUCAAAAUGAAAGAAAAGAUGAGGAAGAUUAUUAUUAUUUUAAUCAUAUGUUUAUAUUAAAAAAUAGACGUUUGAAAAAAAAAGUUUUUUUAUUAUCAUUAAAUAUUUUAAAGAGUAGGUGGUUUAUUAUAUUAUUCAAAUGUUUUAUAAAUAAAUAUGCAACUUAUAAAAAUGUGUUUGAAGAGUUUAUAUAUUUAUAUUUGUCUUUUUUACACAAUAAUAUUAAUACAUUUUUUCGUUUAAUAAAAAAAAAGACAAAAACUAAAUUGUUAGUUCAAAAAUUGUUGAUAAGUAUAAUGAUAGGUAUUGUUUUACAUGAUCAUAUACAAGAUGAUGAAGAGGUUUUUAAAAAAAAAGUAUGUUAUAUAAUAUUGUCUAUAUUAAAUAGAUUAGAUGAGGAUGAGAGAUUUAUUUUCUUUUACUUGAAACAAUAUAAACACUUAUUAAAGAAUGAAGAAUAUAUCAACCUCAUUGAUGAUAAUGAUGCUUCUUAUUAUUCUACUUGUUUUUGUUUUAAUGAGAAAUGCCAACUUUUUAAAUGCCAAGAAGGUAAUAGAAAUAUAUUACAAAAGAAUGAGAACAUUUUUUUUGAACAGUUUAUUUUAUAUUAUAUAUGUAAGAUAAAAAAUGAGAAACUAAAAAGAAAAAAAAACAGUAAGAAUUCUAUAUAUGAUGGUCACAAAAAAGAGGAACAUCCUUUUUUUUGUAGUAGUAAUAUACCUCUCUUAAUUAAUAUAAUUAUAAAUAAAAAAAAUAUAAAUGAUAAAAUAAAAAUAUUAUUAAAUAAAUUAUGUAACUUAUAUAUUAGAAAAUGUUAUAAUAAUAACUAUAUUAUGAAUAAAGAUAUAAUAAAAAAAAUUAUUAUGGAAAGAUUAAGUGAUAAGAAUAAUGAUAUCUCUUUUUUUACAAAAAAAAUUAAAGAUGAUUAUAUAUAUUUAUUAGAACAUAAAGAUAUUGAAAAUGACAUGUAUGUAUUUUUUAUAUAUAAUUUUUUAAAUACGGUGGAUAUUAAAUAUUUAAACAAUGAAAAGGAAAAUAUAAAUAAGGACAAUUAUUUUGUUAUUUUAUUUUUAUUGUAUUUAAUAGGAAAUAAAAAAAAAAUUACUCCAUUAGAAAAUGAUAUUAAUGAUAUUAAUGAUAUUAAUGAUAUUAAUGGUAUUAAUUGUAUUAAUGAUAUAAGUUAUUUAUUACUAUUUAAAGAAUAUCAUAACAUAUGGUUGUUAUUAAACAAUAUAGAAUAUGAACAAAUAUAUUAUUUAAAAAAAGGAACAUUCAAAAAAUCGUUUGCUGAAAAAUGUUUGGAUUAUAUUAUAAGUGCAUAUAAAAACGCUGGACAAAAAAACAAAUUAAGUUUCUUACUAUUAGUAACAAUAAAUUUUAAGAAUAAAAUAUGUUUAUUUAUUGCAUUGUCUAUUUUGUUUUAUUUUGGAAAUAUAUUAAAUGAAAGAAAAGAAAUACGAAAGAGUCUGUUGAAAAAAUAUGAAGAUAUAUCUAUUAUAAGAAGAAUAUGUAAGGUUCUUUUUUUUUAUUUUUAUGGUUAUAUAUACAAAUAUGAUAAAUACAAAAAUUUCAAUAGUUGUCAAAUAAAUGUUGAGGACAAUAAUAACUUAAACAAAUAUCCAAAUGAUGAAUAUAUUUUUAAAUCUUAUGAAAAUAUAACUCUUUUUUUAUUUAAAAGAUUGUUCAAAAGUUUUUUACGAUAUGAAGAAAUGAGUGAAAAUGUAAGUGAUAAAAAAAUAGAUACAUAUGAGGAGCAUACAAAAGGUGUAGAAAAUAAUAAGGAUGAAAAAAAAUAUAUAAAAAAUUGUCAACAUAAUAAUAAUAAUAAUAUUACAUCGUCAAAUAAUGAUAGUAGUAGUUGUAGUAAUAGCGAUAAUGAUGAAGAUGGAAAUAAACACUUAAAUAUUAUGAGAGGAUCUAAUACUGAUAUAAAUAAUUAUGUUGUAGAAUCAAACAAGAUAAAACAGAAUGGAAAUUAUAUAAAAAAUAUUUCUAAAAGAAGGAAUGAUUAUCACAUAUUAUUAUUAUUAUUAUUAAAUUUAUUGAACAAAAAAAUCGACAAUAACAACAAUAAUAAUAAUAAUAAUAAUAAUAAUAAUAAUAAUAAUAAUUGUUAUGAUAAUAAUUAUGUGGAUGAUCAAUAUGUAAAUAAUAGGACAUAUAUGAAGAAAAUAGAAAAGUAUAUAUACCUACAUUGGAACAAUAUAUUAUUAUUUAUUUCAUUUUUAAACAAUAAAGAAAUUAAACUAUCCAAUUUUUAUUAUGAAAAUGUGAUGAAAAAAUAUAUAUAUAUAUUUAUAGAUCAUGAUUUGAAUAUGGAAAAAGAAGAAAAUAAAAAAGGUCAUAUUAUUUAUAAAAACAAAAAAAGAUAUAUUUUAUUUUACAUUUACUUUUUAAUAUAUAAAUUUAUGAAAUUAAAAGGGUUAGAUUUUUUAUCUAUGAUUGAAACGUUUUUUAAAAAUGAGCUUAUUGAAGAAUUUAUAGUAUCUAUAUUGGAAGAAUAUGGAAUGAUGGAAAAUGAAGAAAAAAAACGAAAUGAAAAUUUUUUAAUUUUUUUAUUAAAAUUGAUAAAAAUAUUUUAUAGUGAGUGGUACAAUUUAUAUAAAGAUAAAUAUGUAAAACAAGAAAUUUAUUUAAAAGGAUUAAAUAUUAACAUAUUUAAUGCAUUGAAAAGAAUUUAUAGUUAUACUAUGACCAAUAUAAAUAUAUAUAUAAGAAAUAUAUUUUUUGUGGAUCUAUGUAAUUAUCUAAAUUUUAUUUCUUUAAACAAUAUAUUAGACAACAAAUUAAUGGAUGAGGUAUUAAAAUUUAAAGAAUUUAAUGUUAAUUAUGAUAAUAAUUAUAACUGGUUGAAUAUGAACACAACUAUGGUAAAUAAAACAUGUCUCUAUUUUAAUUUCAAUGAAAAUAUAUAUCAUAUGUUGCAAAAUGGUGAUGAAACGAUAAAUAAUAAUGAUAAUAUUGAUAGUGUUCAUAAUAAUGAUAUUAUUGAUAGUAUUCAUAAUAAUGAUAAUAUUGAUAGUAUUGAUCAUAAUGAUAAUAUUAAUGAUUUAAAAAAUUGCGAAAAUGGUAAUUAUUUUUUCAAUAAUAAUUAUAAAAAUAAUAUGAACAAGUCAGGUGAAAACGAACAUUUUGAAAAUUCCCAAAUGGCUAGCUCAGUAGAGAAUGAUGAAAAAUAUGAAUAUAAUAACAUUAAAAAAGAUAUGGAAAUAUAUGGAAGAAGUAGUAGUAGAAUAUGUUUAAAAAGUAGUGGUAGAUAUAUAUACAGUGUAUUAAAUCAGAAUAAUUUUAUAAGAAAAGAGGUAUUUUAUUUAGCUUAUAAAAAUAGGUUAAAUAAAAAUAUAUAUGAUUAUUUCUUUUUAUUGUGUGUAUUGGUAAGUAAAUUAUUUUUUGUAUUUAUAUUGAUGUCAGAAAAGAUUAGGGUAUUUUUUUAUCACUUUAGGCUUUUAUAUACGUAUCAAAAAGAAGAGAUAUUUUUAAAUUUUGAUUUGUUAAGGAUGCAAGAGAUUAAUCGAAAGAUAAAAAAUUAUAUUAAGAGAUAUCCUGAUAUACAUUUUUAUAUAGAUUAUGACAAUGAUGAGAAUGAAAAGGAGAAUAGAACGAAUGGUAUAUAUGGAAAUUAUAUAAAUAAUGAUGAUACUUACAUGGAUAAUACUUAUGAGGAGAAUGAAAAAAUAAAAAACGGAUUAGAUACAAAGAACAACUAUGAUAAUAGUAAUGUUAAUGUAUAUUUAAAUAAUAGUAAAAAGAUAAUAUCAUAUGAUGAAGAAAAAGAACACUUUCAUCAUUUAAAAAAAAAUCAGAACUAUGAUAUGAAUUGUAAAUUUUGUAUAAAAUUUAGGGAGAUACAUAAAAUUGGUAAUACAAAAAGGAUAUUGAAUUUAUAUGAUAAGGAAGAAAAGACAAAUAUAAAGAAUAUGAUUUAUUAUGGAAAGACUAUACGCACAAAUUUGUUUUUACAUAGUCCUUAUGAAUAUAAUAUAUAUAAAAAUUGUAAAACGUUUAUUAAUGAUGAAGAAUAUGAUAAUGAUGAUAUGCAUGGAUCAACAAAUGUAUUAAACAACGAGUAUGAUGAUAAUAAUAAAUUUGAUGAUAACAAUAAAAUUGAUGAUUACAAUAAAAUUGAUGAUUACAAUAAAAUUGAUGAUUACAAUAAAAUUGAUGAUUACAAUAAAAUUGAUGAUUACAAUAAAAUUGAUGGUGAUGGUAUUGAAGAAACGAAAAAUAUGAAUAGGAAGAAAAAAAAGAAAAAUAUGGAUAUAAAUAAAAUAAAUGGAUAUUGCUUAAUUGAUGAAGAUGAAUUAUUAUAUGGAAGGAAAUUAAAAGAAAAUCAUUUUACUAAGAGUUAUAAAAGAUUAUUAGAUAUAUAUUCUUUGAGUGAUGUGGAUUUUUUUGGUCAAUGGAUUAAAAUAUUUUCAAUGAAUGGAUUGAAAUUAUUAAUAUUUUGCUUAAGUAGUAAUGAUUUAAUUGUUAGAACUAUAAGUUUGAAAGGAUUAUCUAUAUUUUUUCAGUUGAUUGAAAAUUCCUUUUUUCUUUAUAAAAUAAGAAAAAAGUUAUUAUCUUUCAAAAAGAGAAAUGAUAUAUAUACAAAAGAUAAAGAUGAUAAUUAUUAUGUGAAUAAUAAUGGAAUAGGUGUUAUGAAUAAAUUAUAUGAAUCUAAAAAGGGUAUAAUGAAAAAAAGGAAAUUAAUAAUACCUUUUAAAGAAUUAUUUUAUUUAUAUUUUUUUAUGAAGAAAUUAAAAUAUUCAGUAGAUCCUUUAACAUAUUAUAUAAAUCCAAGUGUAUCAUCAUAUUGUUUUUUUUUCUUAAAUGAGGUAUAUAAAAAGCACAAUAUUGUGAAUACUUUGAAGAAUUUAAUUAGAAGUAAAACAUUUUCUUCUAUCUAUUUUUCAUAUUAUUAUUUAAAUAGUUUGUUUAAUAAUAAUUUUGAUUCAUUGGAUAUUAUGAAUUUUUUUAUUAUGUCUAAUCAGGGAUUGCAUUCGACGUGUUAUAAUAGUAUAGGUUAUCUGGAAGGUGAUAAUAAAAAUGAUGAUAAUAAAAAUGAUGAUAAUAAUGAUGAUAAUGAUGAUAAUAAUAAUGAUAAUUAUGAUAAUAAUAAUGAUAAUUAUGAUAAUAAUAAUGAUAAUUAUAAUAAUAAUUACAAUGUAGAAGAAAGACAGUUUAAUAACCCUAUUGAUAGAAGUUAUUAUGCUACUACAAAUUUUACUAAUAGGAUGAUGCUUGAAAAUUUUGAUGAUGAGAGGGAGGAUAACUACAACAAUAACAACUACAACUACAAUAAUAGGGACACAUAUGAUGAUAAUAAUGAUAAUAAUAUGAACUAUUCGUUUGAAAAGAAAGAUGAAUAUAAAGAAAAAUUAUAUCUUAUAAAAUAUAAUUAUAGAUGCACCAUAAAAAACAUUUACCAUAUAUUAAAUCGAAAUGAUGUUUUUCAAAUUUAUAUAUCCAUAUUUUUUAAUAAUUAUAUAAAUCAUAAUUUGUUAAAGAGAUUUUUAAUAUUACUUAUAUAUUCAAGCAAUGUAAUAAAUAUGGUAGGUAUGUAUAUUGAUAAUGUAGAUGAGGAGAAUAAUCGUUGUAUGGAAGAUAAAGAUUAUAAAAAUAAUUUAGAUGAUAAACAAAAGAAAAAAAAAAAAACAAAAAAAGAGAAUGUAGAUAAUAAUAUAAUUUCAUAUAAUGUAGAAGAAAAAUUUAAUGUUAUAGAUUUUUACAUAAAAAAUAAUUUAAUGAUGAAAUUAAUUAUAAAAGAUAAUAUAUUUUUAUGGUUAGAUUUAAUUAUGAAUAAAAAACUUUUUUCAGAUGUUAUGUCAUUUCAUUAUCCUAGUUCUUUUGUAUUUCCUAUUAUAAAUUAUUAUGAUUUAUCAUAUGAGCAUGAAAAAUUAUAUAAAAGGAUGAUCAAAGAAAAUGUGAAGAGGGUAUAUAUGACAAAUGGAAGUUAUAUAAAAAAAUUAUAUAAUAAGAGUAUAUAUAAUAUUAUGUAUAAUAUGAAAUAUAUUGAAGAAAAUGAUAUAUGUUUAUAUGAAAAAGAAGAAAUUAUAAGAACAAAUAAUAGUGCUGAAAAUAAAAAAUGUGUUAUAGAUAAAAUAAAUGAGAAAACAUUACUUGACCAUAAUAAUACUGUUCAUAUUAAUAAAAUAAAGAACAAAAUUUAUAAUUAUUUAGAAACUUUGAUUAAGAAGAAAUAUAUGAUGGGUUAUAGUUUUAAAGAAAGCUACAAUAAAACAUCUGAAAUAUUUUUUUGCAUAUCUUUAUUUGUAUACAAUGUGGUAUCAAAUAUAUUUUCUCCUGCUAUAGAUUAUUGUGAUAUAUUUCAUAAGAAUAUAUUAUUAGAUAAUGAAAAGAAAAUAUUGAAAGAAUUCAUUUUAAUAAAUGCGCAUAAUAUAAUAACAUCAGACAAAAAAAUAAAAAACACCAUCAUCAUCAACAAUAAUGAUAAUAAUAAUAAUAGUGAUAAUAUUAAUAAUGAUAAGAUGGAAAAUAAAUUACAUACCUAUGAGAUAUGGAAUUAUUGGUAUAAUAACUUUCAUAAAUUAUAUUCAUUUAAAAUAAGAUGUUUUUUAUUUAUUAAAAAAAAUGAAGAUGAAAAAAAAAAUACAAAUGAACAUAUACUAAAAUCUAGUCAUAUGAAUAUAUAUGAUGACCUAAUACAAAUUAUAAGAAAUUUAAUUAGAGCAUUAUAUUAUAUCUUUUUGAAUCUAUAUCAUAAGGAAUAUUUUUAUCUCUUUAUAUAUGAAGAAGAUAUUAAAAAAAAAAAAAAAAAAAACAGUACAAUACAUGAUAUUCCUUAUAUAUAUGAUAAAUAUAAUUAUUAUGGUUCUUUAAAACAUAACAGCAUAGGUGAUAAAAUAAGACAUUGUAAAAUGUUUAUUAAAUAUAUAUAUCUUAUGUUUAAUAUUUUAUUUAAUAUAUGUUCUUGUAUAUAUGAUCAAGGAUUAACAACGGAUGUUGUUUUUAAAAAUAUAAUAAGCACAAAAGUUAUAGUAAAAGAUAAUUUUAUGAAUGAAAAGAUAAGUGUAAUAAUAAAUGAGAUUAUUAUUUUUUUUGAAAAUAUUGUAAUCUUAUAUAAUUAUUUAAAAUAUGUUAAUAAUUAUGUGUGUGUAAAAAAAAAGAAUUUUAAAUUUAGCGUCCCACAUGAAAAGGUAGAAAGAGAGAAGAAAAAAAAAAAUAAUAAUAAAAAUAAUAAUAAAAAGAAUAAUAAAUAUAAAAAAAAUAUUGAUAAGAUGAAGGUAUUAGAAUAUGAUGAAGAACAGAAAACAAACUUAAUAUAUUCGUUUAAAAGUUACAAUUUGAGAGAGCAGAAAGAUACAAUGUCAUCAAUUGAAUUAUUUCAUGUACGUGUUCAUCAAAAGUUAAUAGAACAUACAUAUAGAAAUUCUGCGGAUGGCUCGAAUUAUAAUUUAUAUAAAAGAAUUAUUAGAUGUGUGUUACAUAUGUUACAUAAAAAGUGUUAUAAGAAUAGUAAAUAUUUUUAUUACGUCUUUAUAAAUAAAUUAAUAACAAUAUAUCAUUUUUUAAAUGAGGAUCAUAUGUCUUGUAAGGUGUAUUUAUAUAUAUAUGAACUAUAUAAUAUUAUAAAAAGGGAUAAAAUGGAAUCAUUAUUAAACCAGAUUCUUUAA
Plasmodium adleri (nom. inval.) is the source of this 12810-nucleotide messenger RNA. Its product is annotated as conserved Plasmodium membrane protein, unknown function. The transcript has a single exon. The coding region runs from base 1 to 12810 and encodes 4269 amino acids. The record is from RefSeq and is a predicted model, not a curated record. Lineage: Eukaryota; Apicomplexa; Aconoidasida; Haemosporida; Plasmodiidae.